AAGUGUGUGAACUGUGAAGUGUUUGCUUAGUUGUUCUUUUUCAUCUGCGGAGUCCAUGAAUCUUUUUCAAGGGGAAAAAAGAGGAAGAAAGAUGUGAAAGCACUGUUGGGUUGUGUUCUUCUUGCUUUAUCUUUUGGUGUGUGUGAUCCCAAACACUAAGUACGCACAGGUUAUGUUUCUCUUUGAAGUUGAUUUCUUUUUAUGGCCCUUGCGUGUGCGACAGUUUCCCCAUGGAAAUGUUGGAUUUUAUGGUCUGCAGAGGAUGAUAGACACAUUGCCGACGUUGAGUGUUGAUUUAGCUUGGCUUCUAUAGCUUCAGGAACUAUAUUCUGGUAAUGAUUUAGGAAGCCAAUUGGAUAUGAAUAUGCUGGUGCGGACAUGCUUGAACCAAGGGAAGCUGAUGUACCUGUGUUGUUUCUGGUUUUGGUUGUGCUUCCUCUUGUUGCUUACAUUUUACUUGGGAAAUGGAGUGAGGCUACAAAGAAGAGAGAGAGGAUAGAUUUGCUUGCUCAAAUGGCUACUGAAGAGGCACUUAGGGCAGAAGCAAUGCCUACUGCCACUGCUACUGCUACUGCUACUGCUACUGCUACUGCUACGGCUAUUCCUUUCGUGUCUCCUUCAAAGAAUAGAAUUCAUGUCUGUGCUAGAUGCUUAAGCCCAGCUACAACUCGCUGCUCGAGAUGCAAGUCUGUUAGAUACUGUUCUGGGAGAUGUCAAAUAAUUCAUUGGAGGCAAGUUCAUAAGCAAGAAUGCCAGCAGUUGGAAACUACCAGUUCAUGUUCAUCUCCAAAUGCUACUGCAAUCAAGGACUCAAUUCCAGAGAGGAUCUCAAGUCUCUCAAUUAAUGACAGCUUGAAUUCAUUUUACUCUGGGUAUCAUUUUAAGUCAGCUUUGAUGAAUAAUGCACCUUCAGAGAAUACAGUUCAUCCUCCAAUAAUCAAUGGUGUCUCUGCCGGUACCAAUUGUGCUGCAGUUGAUGCCUCUCAAGAGGCCAUGCUACAGAAAAGAAGCGCAGAAAAGUGGGUUUAUCAUAAAUCCAAUGGAGAAAUGUUAAUAGGACAUGAUGUGGCUGUACUUGAUUCUCAGGAAGAAACUUCUGGAACGAGGCCUGCCUGCUUAACUUCUUCUAAUGACACUGCCAGUGUGUAUAUCAAUGGGCAAGAUAGUGCUCAUAAUAUGCAUGUGAUUCCUAAAUAUUUAAGAGAACCUGGGAAGAUGUUUGAAUCAAGAAGCAAAUAUGGAUCUUUGGGUUCAUUGCAUUCAGAGAAAAAUGGGAUAAAAGUGCAUGAAACUGAAACAGACAUUAUUUUGAAUGGAGGAAAUAUGUCAAAUGUAGAAAAUACUUUUAAUGGUGAGAUGGGAGUGUUGAAUUGUUCUUAUGAAACAGCACCUACGAAGGGAAGUGUAAAGGGUAAAUGUGCAUUGCUGCCUGUGGGGACCAAAAUUUCUAAAUCAUCAAAAUCAACGAUGAAGGAGAAAGUCUUUGGAGAACAAUCAUACUCAGAAGUAGAGGGCAGGGAAAAAAUUGCAGAUGAUUCAAAGGCUGUUAGAAUGGGACAUGCCAUUCCUGCUCCAGGAAGCAAUGGAGUUGCUGGUGCUGGUAUUGUGAAGAAGAUGAGCAUAAGGAGGUCAACUAGACUUACCAGACAGGAUGUUAGAGGACUUAGUGGGAUACACAGAAAAAUGCUGUUCCCUUAUGAAGAAUUUGUUGAGAUAUUUAACUGUGAGGCUGUUAUCUUAUCACCUAGGGGACUUGUAAAUUGUGGAAACAGUUGUUAUGCCAAUGCUGUCCUUCAAUGUUUAACCUGCACAAAGCCACUGAUCAUGUUCUUGCUUCGUAGAUCACAUUCAAGAUCCUGUUGUGGGAAAGAUUGGUGUCUUAUGUGUGAACUUGAGAAACAUGUAACGUUGUUAAGAGAAUUUGGUGGCCCUCUAUCUCCUAGUAGAAUCCUUUUGCACAUGCAGAAUAUCAAUUGCCAGAUUGGUGGUGGAAGUCAGGAAGAUGCUCAUGAGUUUUUAAGGCUUCUGGUUGCAUCAAUGCAAUCCAUAUGCUUGGAAGGACUUGGUGGUGAGAAAAAGGUCAAUCCCAUAUUACAAGAAACAACUUUCAUACAACAUACUUUUGGUGGUCGUCUUCAGUCAAAGGUCAAAUGUCUGAGAUGUCAUCACGAGUCAGAACGAUAUGAAAGUAUAAUGGAUCUUACGCUAGAGAUAUUUGGUUGGGUUGAGUCAUUAGAAGAUGCAUUGACUCAGUUUACUACCCCUGAAGAAUUGGAUGGAGAAAACAUGUAUAGAUGUGGAAGGUGUGCCACAUAUGUCCAAGCUAGGAAGCAAUUGAGCAUACAUGAGGCACCAAACAUUCUGACAAUUGUUUUGAAACGAUUCCAGGAAGGACAGUAUGGGAAAAUAAACAAAUGUAUUACUUUUCCUGACAUGCUGGAUAUGGUCCCAUUUAUGACUGGAAUGGAUGAUAUUCCUCCUCUUUACAUGCUCUAUGCUGUUGUGGUGCAUUUGGAUACAUUGAAUGCAUCCUUUUCUGGGCAUUAUGUGGCAUAUGUAAAAGAUAUGCAAGGCAACUGGUUCAGGGUAGAUGAUACUGAGGUUCAUCCAGUGCCAAUGAGCCAAGUGAUGUCUGAGGGAGCAUAUAUUCUAUUUUACAUCAGGUCCUGUCCUCGCCCUCAGAGGGAAUUUUAUGAAAAACCUAUCCAGCAACAAGUUCCACCAUCUGUAAGACAAUGCGUCUCAUCAAGUACACAGAAACCUUCAAGAAAGGGACAUGUCAAAUCAAGCAGCCGCAUUCUUGGCUCAGAGCCAUCAUUGGAUUUCAAACCAGAAAAUGGCACUGGCCUUAACAACCACACUAAUGGGAUUCUGGGGAGCACAAACAGAAACAUUGCUCAAGCAAUGGAAUUCUCUGAUGCUACAUCAAGUGAUUGGUCUCUUUUUACAAGCUCAGAUGAGGCUUCCUUCACUACUGAGAGCACCAGAGACUCCUUUAGUACUGUGGAUUACUCUGAUACAUGCAAUGCAGAUAAAUUCUCCUCAAUCUUCAAUAACUUGUAUCCUCCACAGUCAUCCUCGCAGAACAGCACUCUUUGUUGUAGAACAUUUUCAAGUAAUAGGCCACAGACUAAGUUCAUCUCAGAGGAAAGGGGCUAUGUGUUAGACUCAUUCUUGUCAACGCAUCCUACAAAAGGGUUAUGGAGAUGAGAUAGUUUUAAACAGGUCAGUGAUUCUACUGAAUUUCCUACUUUCUUGUUGUACCAUGUCUUCAAAAUGUGGGAUUAAUCCAAAAUGUGGUCUUGAUUGAACUUCUGGCCAUUGUAAAUUAUAGGCUUGGAGAUCCCAACUGAUAAAUUAGAUGACUUAGCUAGGUGGAAUCUGUGCCUCAAUAAUUUUUGUUCGUAAUACCUUAUUAAUUGGGGCAUUGGGAUUGUUCUAUAUCACCCAAGGAAAGAAACAUUCUUGUCAGCAUUUAGAAUUAAUUGUUGAAAAUGUAAAGUGCCAGCAUCUCCAUGUGGGACUUUUCAGUCA
Molecule: messenger RNA, 3534 nt
Organism: Hevea brasiliensis (rubber tree)
Lineage: Eukaryota; Viridiplantae; Streptophyta; Magnoliopsida; Malpighiales; Euphorbiaceae
Product: ubiquitin carboxyl-terminal hydrolase 15
Exons: 14
Coding region: 379-3210 (943 amino acids)
Biological process (GO): protein deubiquitination
Cellular component (GO): cytosol; nucleus
Molecular function (GO): cysteine-type deubiquitinase activity; cysteine-type endopeptidase activity
Source: RefSeq, a predicted model, not a curated record